CUUUCUAAAUCUGUGCUAAACUAUAGUGGCAUCUAGUUUCUCAAAUUCAUUUUUCCAGAAUCUCUGAAACUUUUUGCACCGGAUGAACCCUUGUGAGCCCUGUCUGCUCUCCAAGCCUCCAGGCUGAGAAAAUCAGUCUUGUAAGCUGGUCAAAAGUGUCUCUACUGAUCACCAAUGUAAACAAGGGCAUCAAAUCAUUAAAGUAAUCCAUGUAGCGGAGACAUAAUGUCAACAUCUGACCAAACACACUGAUGUGAGAAGCUAGCCGGCUUCACACUGUCUUUAAACGAUACAUUAGACGUGUAGAUGAGUCUUAAGGGGUUAGGACGCUCCAAAUGAUCCCAAGAUAGCAAGGCCCACAAACUCUGAUCACAUCACCUCGCAUCUGUCUGUAACAAUAACUGGGGAGUGCAAGGGCUGGGUGAUUCUCUAUAUGGCAAGUAUUCUUGUAUUGUUCCUCCUCCUUUGUCUAAACAUAGAACAGGUGGGCCGUCAAGCCAAUUGUGCCAAUAUAUAGCUGGAAACCAACGAAGUCUGAGUGUCCCUCAGGCUUUUGAGACCAAGAACAGAGUAAAGAGAAGCUCUUCACAAUGUCACCAAAGAAGGCCAAGAAGAAGGAAGCUGCCAGCUCCAAUGUGUUUAGCAUGUUUGAGCAGUCACAGAUCCAGGAGUUCAAAGAGGCUUUCACCAUCAUGGACCAGAACAGAGAUGGUUUUAUUGACAAAAACGACCUGAGGGACACAUUUGCUGCUUUGGGACGUCUCAACGUUGGCAACGAUGAGCUUGAUGAGAUGCUAAAGGAAGCCUCCGGCCCUAUUAAUUUCACCGUCUUCCUCACCAUGUUUGGAGAGAAGCUCAAAGGUACAGACCCUGAGGAGACUAUUCUCAAUGCCUUUAAGAUCUUCGACCCAGAGGGCACAGGAAUCCUUAAAGGAGAAGAAAUCAAAUAUCACCUUAUGUCCCAAGCAGACAAAUUUACUGAGGCUGAGGUCAACCAGAUGUUCACAAACUUCCCCUUGGAUGUGGCUGGCAACCUGGACUACAAAAACCUGUGCUACGUCAUCACCCACGGAGAGGAGAAGGAACAGGAGUAAAAACUACAUUUCCCAUGUUUCUCCAUGUUUGUUCAUGUCCAUUUGUGUGUUGUCUUCUCCUUAAGCUCUGUACCCACCUUUUGUCAAUAAAGAGAUAAAAAAAUCAA
Messenger RNA from Onychostoma macrolepis, 1201 nucleotides. RefSeq names its product myosin, light chain 10, regulatory (gene myl10). The transcript is spliced from 7 exons. NCBI's taxonomy places the organism in Eukaryota, Metazoa, Chordata, Actinopteri, Cypriniformes, Cyprinidae. Bases 591 to 1094 code for a protein of 167 amino acids. Gene Ontology annotation, molecular function: calcium ion binding. Gene Ontology annotation, cellular component: mitochondrion; cytoplasm. The record is from RefSeq and is a predicted model, not a curated record.